This is a messenger RNA of Dipodomys ordii (Ord's kangaroo rat), 2083 nucleotides long. It is a transcript of the gene Grb14, whose product is annotated as growth factor receptor-bound protein 14. NCBI's taxonomy places the organism in Eukaryota, Metazoa, Chordata, Mammalia, Rodentia, Heteromyidae. Bases 119 to 1480 code for a protein of 453 amino acids. Gene Ontology annotation, cellular component: cytoplasm; plasma membrane. Gene Ontology annotation, biological process: insulin receptor signaling pathway; negative regulation of insulin receptor signaling pathway. The transcript has 13 exons. The record is from RefSeq and is a predicted model, not a curated record.
AUUACUUCCCUAGUUGUUCCUUUUGCACUGAGCCUUGAGAUUCCCAGGGAACAACUGUUAAAAAUUUCUUUCAUUUCGCUCAUGAUCUGUGGCGGGAUAUCCUUGUAGCAAGAUCAGAAUGAGUUUGAGUGCAAGGAGAGUCACUCUGCCUGCAAUAACGCCAAUAGUCCUGCAGAAAAGGGUUAUUAAGAUAUACAGUGAAGAUGAAACUAGCCGGGCUUUGGAGGUUCCCAGUGACAUAACUGCCCGAGAUGUCUGCCAGCUCUUGAUUCUGAAGAACCAUUAUGUUGAUGACCACAGCUGGACCCUGUUUGAACACCUGCCUCAUAUAGGUGUAGAAAGAGCAAUAGAAGACCAUGAGCUGGUGGUUGAAGUGGUAUCUACCUGGGGAAUGGGAGAGGAAAAUAAGCUAUACUUUAGAAAAAAUUAUGCCAAAUAUGAAUUCUUCAAGAACCCAAUGUACUUUUUUCCAGAGCACAUGGUGUCCUUUGCAACUGAAACCAAUGGAGAAAUAUCCCCUCCACAGAUUGUGCAGAUGUUUCUAAGUUCAAGUACAUAUCCUGAAAUUCAUGGCUUCUUACAUGCAAAAGAACAGGGAAAGAAGUCCUGGAAAAAAAUUUACUUCCUUUUAAGAAGAUCUGGCUUGUAUUUUUCUACUAAAGGGACAUCAAAGGAACCACGGCACUUGCAGUUUUUCAGCGAAUUUGGCACUAGUGAUAUCUAUGUGUCAGUGGCAGGCAAAAAAAAACAUGGAGCUCCGACACCCUAUGGCUUCUGCUUUAAGCCUAACAAAGCAGGAGGGCCCCGAGACCUGAAAAUGUUCUGUGCGGAAGAAGAACAGACUAGGAUGUGCUGGGUGACUGCCCUUAGAUUGCUUAAGUAUGGCAUGCAGCUGUACCAGAAUUACAUGCACCCAUACCAAGGUAGAAGCGGAUGCAGUCCUCAGAGUAUCUCACCUAUGAGAAGCAUUUCAGAGAAUUCCCUGGUAGCCAUGGACUUCUCAGGUCAGAAAAGCAGAGUGAUAGAAAAUCCCACUGAAGCCCUUUCUGUGGCAGUUGAGGAAGGACUUGCGUGGAGGAAGAAAGGAUGCUUACGCUUAGGCAAUCACGGCAGCCCCACGGCCUCCUCACACAGCUCUGCCACCAGCCUGGCGAUUCAUCGGUCCCAGCCAUGGUUUCACCACAGAAUCUCUAGGGAUGAAGCUCAGAGACUGAUUACUCAGCAAGGGCCUGUGGAUGGAGUUUUCUUGGUACGGGAUAGCCAGAGUAACCCAAAAACUUUUGUACUGUCAAUGAGUCAUGGACAAAAAGUAAAGCACUUUCAAAUUAUACCAGUGGAGGAUGACGGUGCCCUGUUCCACACACUUGAUGAUGGCCACACCAGGUUCACGGAUCUCAUCCAGCUGGUAGAAUUCUAUCAGCUCAACAAGGGCGUUCUUCCUUGCAAGUUGAAACAUUACUGUUCUAGGAUUGCUCUUUAGCCAAAACAGCAGUGACUUAAACUAUUGAAGAAAAAUGAUUCAAGGAGGGGGAAAAAUGAAGGAAGAGAGAAAAACAAAGGAAGAGCGAAAAUAUCACAGUGACAAAAGUUAUUCACCUAAGAGUUAUGAUACAUAAGUUUGUCCAUUGCAAAUAAGCAAAGACGUGGAUUGAUAGUACGUUCAUCAUUGGAAAUGUAUUCAUUACAAUUAAACCUUAGGGGAAAAUGAUGUGGUGUGUUUUGCGUGAUUCUAAAGUAUUAUAAAUGUAUGCACACCUUAGACAUCUAUGUGCUCAUAAUCACAAAAGCACAUUACAGAUCUCAAACAGAACAUGCAAAAGAGAAAUCGAGGGCUCAGGCACUGGGUAUGGUGACACUUACCUAUCAUCCCAGUACUAGGUAGACAGAGACAAUAGGAUGCAAUUCAAGGCUAGCUUGGAUUACACAAAAGACCAAGGGCCAGGGAUGUAGUUCAGUGAUAGAGCAUGUGCCUAGAAGAGGCAUUAACAUGUACCUGGAUUCAAGUCUGUGCACCAUAAACAGGAAACAAAGAGAAAUUGAGCUUGAAGAAGGAUCUUUUACAAACCAAACCUCAUUACUUUUC